GCAGCUGUUGGAAAAGAAGGCUCCCAUCAAGCCUGCCAUGGUGUCCAGACUGCCUAUGUUCGGGGUCCGACCAGCCACAGGGGUCACCAGCCCCCUGCCCAAUGGAACCACCCAGCCCACCCCUCCACCCCAAGAUGGCAAGACCACCCCCCCAGCAAGACCCAGUUGGGUGGUCGGUACCUCUUCCUUCUCUCUAAAAUGGAGAAAAGACGGUGGUAGUACUCCCACCACCACCACUAACCCUGAAGAUGGUGCAUGUCCAGAGGAGCGAGGGGACAAGACCCAGACUCAGCGCUCCACAGGGGGGAGGGAGAUCAAGAAACCCUCGCCAUCCACCCCUAAGGGGGUCAGGAGGUCUGGUUUGUCUGUGUCCUCUACUUCUACCCCCAAGGCCAUCCCCCGUCAGCCCACAAAGACAAGCCCCAAGGCAGGGCCCAGACAGGGGCAGAGCACCUCCCUCUGUGGGGGCCCCAAACCAGGCCAGAAUGGAGCUACUGCUGGCUCAAGAUGGUCAGGCUCAGGCCUGGUGAGGCCCCGGGCCAGCUCCAGCUUCCCUCGCAGCAGCUCUAGAGACAGCCUCUGCCAAUCCAGUGACAGCCUUAAGUCCAUCGUGCAGGACAGCAUGGUGCGCUCACAAAGUUUCACCCACUUCAAGCAGAUCCCAUCCCCGACCAACCUGCCUAUGGCAUCCUCCUUUUCCUUUAAUCGGACAGUGGAGCUGGCCAAGCCUCUGGCCAACACUCAGCUACAACCACCCAGGACAAACCACAUCAAACCCCCCCAGAUGUCGAACAGAAGGCUGGGCCUGGGGAUGGGCCUCGGCCUGGGGAUGGCGCUGGGGCUGGGACUGGGGAUGGGGAUGGGGAUGGGGAUGGGGGAGCUUCAGUAUCCUAGGAGACCCUCUUCAGCCUGCUCCCCCUCCACAACCCCUAGUGCCCUGAAAAAGCCUCUCCUCCCCAACUGUGUUCUUAACAAGCCCUCUGCUCUGGGCUAUAGACUGACACGGUCUGGCCAGGCCAAGCAGCAGAAACCCCUGUUUACAGGGAGGGUGACAGGGGAGGUCAGGUCUGGAGGGGUGGGGGGUGGGGAUAGGGCAGAGUCAACCCCCCUCACCCUCAUCCCAGAUCCCCUCAGUGACAGUGACAGGACCUCAGGGGGGCAGCUCAGGGGGACAGGGGAGGGGCUAGAAGACAUGUCUCUCUCCUCAGCCUCAUCUCUAUCUCGAGGAGACACCAGCGAGGAGUUCUUGGAUGACUUUGAUAACCUGACUGAUGGGGACGGGGAUGUACCUGACAACAGGAAGAGAGGUAGUACUGCCACUCAGAUCCGCCUGCGUAGCUUCCUGAAUGAGACCAUGGACUGGGCUGUGAUGGGCCUCUCAGGUAGGCUUAAAAAAAACCCUGCUAGAAUCACAUCGUCUUCACCUUCCGGAGACACUUGAAACCCCACCUCUUUAAGGAAUACCUGGGAUUGGAUAAAGUAAUCCUUUUUUUAAAUAAAUAAAUAAAUAAAACAUAUUGUAAAGUGGUUAUCCCACUGGCUAUAAGGUGAAUGCAUCAAUUUGUAAGUCGCUCUGGAUAAGAGCGUCUGCUAAAUGAUGUAAAUGUAAAUGUACUGUUGUGAUUUGUUAUUACUAGUUGCCACAAUUGACAACUCUAGUGCUCUUAAUAACACUACUCCAGUCCCGCGAUUCCUGACAGUCAGUAAAAGGUACAGUAUGAACUGUUUGACCUGUGUGUGUCCCCUGUGCAGGGCAGAAGGAAGAAGUGGGGGUGAGGGCAUCCCUUGGCAUCAAGUCCCCAGAGAGGGGAGACUUCCUCCAGAGCAGCUCAUCUCUGGAGCUGUCCCUCUCCAACAGCUCAGAGGGCACCUACAUGUGGGACGAGGAGGAUCUGGAUCCCCUAGGACGGAGCAUGCACCCAUGUGAGCGCUACGACGACUCAGACCACCUCAACAGC
Messenger RNA from Coregonus sp. 'balchen', 1958 nucleotides. Lineage: Eukaryota; Metazoa; Chordata; Actinopteri; Salmoniformes; Salmonidae. The record is from the annotation of a GenBank genome assembly.